UGUCCCAAAAAAGUAUGACAUCAUAAUAAAACAUUUUUAGUUUCAUGCUUUUAUUUUUUGUGCUCAUUUUGAAACUUUUUUAACUUUAUACAUGUCAGUAAUGUCUGUUUUGAAUCACUUCAGGGACAACUGUAAAAAAAACAAAAAAAUCAUUUUUACACCUUUAAUUUUAAAAAUUACUAAAAAAUAGAAACAGUGGUUUUUGUUGACAUUGUUACUAGGUACGUAUUUUAAUGACAAUUUUAAUGAAUACAUAUCGAAGAUCUAACGGAUUAUGUCUGUAUACCAAUUUUUAUAUAAUUAUCAUUAUUAAAACUUCCAAUAAUAUGGGGAUUAGACGGAACAGCGUGUAUAAUUAUUACAAUUUUUACUAAAAUCAGCGUAAUAUUUUAAUUAUUAUUUAAGUGAUAUUUCCAUUAUUAAAAUGCAAUCAGUUUUGAGGCAUAAACCUGUUCCACUUUGCGGUAAAUUUGUUCAUUAAUCGCUUAUUUUGUGAAAACUGUUAAAGGCAUGAUGACGAAGAAUAUGUUUAGUUUAUUUAUACUGAUGAUUUUUGUAAAUUCCAACGUAUUGGCUUUAGAAAUUGAAGGCAGAAGGUGUUUUGUCCAAAAGACUCGCCAAGCUGGAAUAUGUAUGAAUGUUGAUAACUGUGAUUACGCUAAAGAUUUGCUAAAGCAAAAACCGUGGAAGCGUCCACAACAUUGCGGCGAGUUCAUUGGAAUAUACCCUCUAGUGUGUUGUCCUAGACCGAGGAGUGAAAUUGUUUGUCAAACAUUUCACCCACCUAAAGAACCUUGCAUUAAACCCGAAAUUUCCGGCGGCGAAAAAUCCUUAUCAAAGGAAUUCCCUCAUAUGGCAGCUCUAGGCUAUGGCGAAAAAUCUAGCAUUAUGUGGUUUUGUGGAGGCAGCUUAAUAAGUGAAAAGUACAUUUUAACAGCCGCUCAUUGCAUCAAAACUAAAAACUAUGGUAUGGUCAGAUGGGUGCGCCUCGGUGAUCUAGAUUUAGCAACGGACAAGGAUGACGCCCAACCUCAAGAAUUCAGAGUAAUGCAAACUCAUCUCCAUCCAAAAUAUAAAGCUCCAAGUCACUAUCACGAUAUUGCUUUAGUGAGAUUGGAUCGUUCGGCUCGAUUUAGCGACUAUGUCCAGCCUGCAUGUCUUCACACUGAAAGACCAGUUCCACGAGAUAUGAGUGUCACAGGCUGGGGCAAAGCUGAAAUCGCUGGAAGUCCUAGCAGUCAUUUACUCAAAGCUGAUAUUUACUACGUCAAUCACACGACUUGUGCUGCGGCACAUGCCAGUGUCAAGCAAACCAGACUUCCUAAUGGAAUUCUAAACGAUAUUCAAUUAUGUGCCGGACAUCCUGAAGGAAGAGAUACUUGUCCGGGCGACUCUGGCGGUCCACUUCAGUACAAAAUCUAUAAAUUGUCUCCACAUUUUCGAAUUGUUGGAGUUACGUCGUUUGGCAUAGCUUGUGGUAUUUCUAAAAGUGCAGUUUAUGUAAGAGUGUCAGAAUAUAGCGAAUGGAUCGAAGAUAUUGUAUGGCCUGCCAAAUAUUUUGACCCAUAUGGAGGGCUAUAAGCAAUCAAUUAUUUAUUUUGGCAAUAAAGUGGGCUUGGUAUAAGAGAAGUAAAUAUUGUAUUCCUCUCGAAAAAAACUGAAAUGAUAGUAUAGUUAUGUCAUGGAAUUGAUGUUGAAUAAAUCUACAUAUGGAAUCAUCC
Molecule: messenger RNA, 1721 nt
Organism: Tribolium castaneum (red flour beetle)
Lineage: Eukaryota; Metazoa; Arthropoda; Insecta; Coleoptera; Tenebrionidae
Product: serine protease snake
Exons: 6
Coding region: 511-1581 (356 amino acids)
Biological process (GO): proteolysis
Molecular function (GO): serine-type endopeptidase activity
Source: RefSeq, a predicted model, not a curated record